Molecule: messenger RNA, 1373 nt
Organism: Scatophagus argus
Lineage: Eukaryota; Metazoa; Chordata; Actinopteri; Scatophagidae
Gene: arfrp1
Product: ADP-ribosylation factor related protein 1
Exons: 7
Coding region: 249-884 (211 amino acids)
Biological process (GO): Golgi to plasma membrane protein transport; protein localization to organelle; intracellular protein transport
Cellular component (GO): Golgi apparatus
Molecular function (GO): GTPase activity; GTP binding
Source: RefSeq, a predicted model, not a curated record
GUACUUCCGGGUUAGAUUACACGUAGCGUCACUGCUGCAUCAUAGAGCUGAAGCCAUAGAAAGAAGAUCGCUCCAAACAACUUUUACAGACGUGUUGUAUUUACCUACGAUCACUGUUCACCCGUGUUUGUAGAUUUGUUUAUUUUUUUCGAGUAUAAUGGAGCUAGAGUAUCGUGUGCAGCUGUGUUUGGCCUCAUACAUGGGCUAAGCUAUGUAAUCAAGCUAAUAUUGACAACAAUAGUUAGCAAAUGCGUGUGUUGUUUACGUUUCUUUCCACGAUGUACACUUUGUUAUCUGGAUUAUAUAAGUACAUGUUCCAAAAGGACGAAUAUUGCAUUUUGAUCCUGGGACUGGACAACGCUGGGAAAACGACCUUUCUGGAACAAACCAAAACAAAAUUCAGUAAGAACUAUAAGGGGAUGAAUUUAUCAAAGAUCACAACCACGGUUGGCCUGAACAUCGGUACCAUCGAUGUGGGCAAGGCUCGUCUAAUGUUCUGGGAUCUGGGAGGUCAGGAGGAGCUCCAGUCUCUGUGGGACAAAUAUUAUGCUGAGUCCCACGGAGUCAUCUAUGUGAUCGAUUCAACUGAUGAAGAGCGGUUGUCAGAAUCAAAGGAGGCCUUUGAGAAAAUGAUCAGCAGUGAGGCGUUAGAAGGCGUCCCUCUCCUUGUGCUGGCCAACAAGCAGGAUGUUCCGAACUGUUUGACAGUGCCGGACAUUAAAACAGCCUUCAGUGACUCAGCCCCAAAGAUCGGCAGGAGAGAUUGUUUAGUCCAGCCGUGUACUGCCCUCACAGGGGAUGGAGUGAACGAGGGCAUUGAGUGGAUGGUGAAGUGUGUGGUCAGAAACAUUCACAGGCCACCCAGACAGAAGGACAUCACAUAAGAAACCAGGAUCACUCUGAUACUUCUUUUGGACUGUGAGUUUCUUCUUGAGGACAUUCCGUGUAAACCCUGGAGCUUGUAACUCUCCUCUCUCCUCGUGUUUGCUGUGACCUUGAACAGUUUGGAUUUCUACUUUAAGGAGUUCAUUACAGACAAGACGUGACAGUAUUUUUAUCAUCAAGGAUAAUUUCAGAUGUGCUUUGAUUGGACAACUCUCUGUUCUGCUCCUUCCACCUUUUUUAAGCGGUGUUAUGAUCCCUUCUGCUUCGUGUGUGAGCAGCAGCGGCGGCGGCGGCCUCUGAUGCUCGCUGUGUCUGCAUGGAGCUUCGCUGACAUCACAGACACAGUUUGACUAAGUUCCGAUACGACAGUGUGAACAGCGCACGUAAUCUGACCUUUUCAGUUCUGAUUUGGCCCACUUUCAGUUGUGGUCCUAAAUCAGGCUCGUAUCCGAUUCCUGCUGAUGUGACGGCUGUGUGAACAGUCAGAU